AUGACUAGAACACGAAGCGCUGCCGCUCGGCUAACCACCCUUCAAAAGGCAAUCCGGGAGACCGAGGCGCACUUGAAGGAGGCCAAGCACGCUCUCGCCGAAGCCACCUCUUCGACCGAGCUCUUCUCGUCCUCCUCGUCCGAUGGGCUCUCCGAAACGUCAUCCAUCGAAUCUGUGGAAACUUCACGAGGCGGCGGCGAAAAACUGGUCGACAAGAUGAAGAUCUGGAAAAAGACCCCCGCCGCCAAGAACACUCGCCGAUCCGGCACCGAAGAGGAGCAGGCGCCCCCGCCUGGUACCUCACGAACCGUCCCCGUUGAGGCACCGGAGCCGGUGUAUCAAAAGGACUUCAAGGGGGAGCCCACCACUGAGCUGAUCGUUCGGAUGCUCACCCAGGACCUCUGCGCCCGCGACAAGGAAAUCAUCAAGCGUCGCGCCUGGGAGAUCGAGGACACCUACAACCGUCGCUUCAACAACCUCUGGCGCGAUCUCGUCGAGUCCAAGGUCAAAUUUAUGUUUUUGACCAAGAACGGUCGCGCUUUCAGUUUCAAGGGGGAUGGAUGGAAGGACAACUAA
Molecule: messenger RNA, 576 nt
Organism: Oikopleura dioica
Lineage: Eukaryota; Metazoa; Chordata; Appendicularia; Copelata; Oikopleuridae
Source: the annotation of a GenBank genome assembly